AUGCUUGAAAUGAGUGCAGGGGCUGCCUUCUGUUCUUCAGAUGAUUCACAAGAACAUUCCAGUGACCCAGAUCCUCUGAAAAGCUUUAUUGUGAAUUCUUUUCAAUACAACUCACUACCAGCAACUAAUCUUUUAGAAAACGCCACAGUACUAGCACAGUUGUUGCUAUGGAGAGGUAUGUUUCCACAGCGUAUUCAUUGUAUGCAAAACUGUCAGCUGACAUUAGCUAGGAAAGAGGGAAUGUUUGAUUUUCAGCCCAAAUCUACAAGGGUCGGUUGUAUUAUUUUUAAGCUGAAGACAAAUGACAUUCUGGAUCAUCGUGGUGUCUGUUACAAAUUUCAGUCUGAGCAAAGAACUAACUUUUUGCUUUUUUUUUUUUUUCAUAUUCCAGGGUCCACUUACAGUGUGCUGUCAAUCAUGCCAUCUGAUUCCGAAAGCAGCAGUUCUCUUAGUAGCAUUGGUACAACAGGCAAAACAUCUUCCCCCCCACCUGUCUUAGACACAAGGCAGAUGAAUGAGAAACUAGAGACUAUUUUAUUUCAGCUCCGCCAAGUUACACGGGAGAGGGAUGAGUUACGCAAGCGCCUUGCACUUUCAUCUCCUGGAUCAACCUUCGACGACUGCAGGCCUAGUCCAAAACCAAGUCAUGAUUAUGAAAGAUUGAAGAUCCAGUGUAUGAAAGCUAUGUCAGACCUACAGUCUCUACAGAAUCAACAUACCAAGACACUAAAAAGAUGUGAAGAAGCAGCCAAGGAGGCAGAUUUUUAUCAUACGUUGCAUAGUCGACUGCUGAGUGACCAGUCGCAGCUGAAGGAGGACAUGGAUACCUUGAAGAGGAAGAAUACUCAGUUGUUACGAGAGCAUAACCAUCUCCAACAGUCAUGUGAGGAAAUGAAGAGACUUCACGAUGAGGAUCAGAAAGAAAUAACAGACCUUCGCAGUCAGCAACAGCAGGUUAUGAAACAGAAUGGAUCCUCAGAAAUACUAAAUAAACUCUAUGAUACAGCAAUGGACAAGCUAGAGGGUGUGAAAAAGGAUUAUGAUGCAUUAAGGAAACGGUACAAUGAGAAAAUAGCAAGCCACAACACAGACCUUAGCCGGCUAGAACAGACAGAAGAGGAGAACAGACGUCUUCAAAAGCAGAUCGACAUGUUAAUGAAACAAAGGGACACAGCCAUACAUGUCCAGCAGCAGUAUUCCUCCUCUCUUAGAAGGUUUGAGUCAAUACAGCAAGAGCUAAGCAAAGCCACUGCGCAGAACAAAGAGUUGCAGAGAGAGAUGGAGCGGUUGCAGUCAGAGGUGACACGGUUCAAAACAAUGCAGCUGAAGGCAGUGAAGGAUGCAGAGAAGUACAAGGAAGAGAGAGACUCUGUUUUCAAUGAGUAUCGCCUCAUAAUGAGUGAGAGAGACCAAGUGAUUAAAGAGGUGGAUAAGCUUCAGACCGAACUAGAGCUUGCAGAGUCCAAACUGAAAAACACGUCCUCAGAGAAAAGAGUGGCUAGUGAGGAGGUGGAAGCUUUGAGACAGGAGCUAAACUCCGCUCUAGUGGAACGUGAUCGGGCAAUCUGUGAAAGGAACGAGUUGCUGGAAAAGUACUGUCAUGAAGUGAAGGAUAAGGCUGAGGCCCAGAAGGAACUUGAUCAAGCCUGCAAGGAUAUAGAGACAGUGAAGGAAGAAAGAGAUGUUGCCAGGAAAGAGAGAACAGAAGCUAUCAUCCAGAGAGACCAUCUGCUAAGGGAAUAUUACCAAGCUCGUCAGAUCCAAGAUUCUGCUACAUUGGACAUAGAAAGAGCUAACAAAGAAAUUGAAAUGCUUCGAAAGCAAUAUGAGGCCAUGUCACAAGAGCUAAAGGAGGCUGUCCAGGAAGCAGAAGUAGCCAAAUGUCGGCGAGAUUGGGCUUUUCAAGAACGGGACAAGAUAGUUGCGGAAAGGGAGAGCAUACGGACUUUGUGUGACAACUUGAGGAGAGAGCGAGACAGAGCUGUGAGUGACUUGGCAGAGGCGCUUCGCAAUCUUGAUGACAUGAGAAAGCAAAAAAAUGAUGCUGUGCGUGAAUUGAAGGAACUGAAAGAGAAGAUGGAGAACCAGUUGGAAAAGGAAGCCAGGUUUCGCCAGUUAAUGGCCCACAGUUCUCAUGAUUCAGCCAUUGACACAGAUUCUCUGGAAUGGGAAACUGAAGUGGUAGAGUUUGAAAAAGACAGAGAGGAUAUGGACUUGAAAGCACUUGGUUUUGAUGUGGCAGAAGGUGUGAAUGAACCAUACCUCCCUGGAGACUGUGGAAUAUUUGUCACCAAAGUAGACAAAGGAAGUAUUGCGGAUGGUCGAUUAAGAGUGAAUGAUUGGUUGCUGAAGAUAAAUGAUGUGGAUCUUACUAAUAAGGAUAAGAAGCAAGUUAUAAAAGCUGUACUUAAUGGAGGUGGAGUUAUUAAUAUGGUGGUUCGGAGAAGGAAGUCCUUAGGCGGGAAAGUGAUAACACCUCUGCACAUCAAUCUUGCUGGGCAUAAAGAUAGUGGAAUUAGUUUAGAAAAUGGAGUAUUUGCUGCUGCUGUUGUGCCUGGUAGCCCAGCUGCCAAAGACGGGUCUCUUGCUGUGGGAGAUAGAAUAAUUGCCAUUAAUGGCAUUGCACUUGAUAAUAAAUCACUGACUGAAUGUGAAGCUUUGCUACGAAACUGUAGAGAUUCCCUUACACUCUCAUUGAUGAAGGUUUUUCCUCAGAGCUCAUCAUGGAGUGGUCAGAACAUAUUUGAAAACCUGAAGGAUUCCGAGAAAAUAUCCAACUGCCGGGUUCAUACAUCAGAGAUACAAUCUCAGAAUAAAAGAAACUUGAAACACAACAGUUCAACACAAACAGACAUUUUCAAUCCAGACAUUCUGGAUGGCAAGAAGGACCAGAGCGACCAGGGGAGUGGCUCGUUCUGUGAUCACAAGCCCUUUUCCUGCUGCUCUAAAACCUGAAGGAUUCCGAGAAAAUAUCCAACUGCCGGGAAUGCUGUGCACAGCUGCCACAGUAAUUCCGAACACAGUCUUAGCUCCUUUAGCCCAGAUGCUUAUGGGGAACGAGGCUAUGGGCUUGUUGAUUUGGACGGCAGGAGGCUGCCGUUUGAGCCCACAGUAGCCAACUGCAUCAUGGUAGAGACUGCUUUAGACAAAGGGCAUGGAGCUAAGCAUAGUGGUGGUACGUGGCCUAAAGUCAUGGUCAAUAUUUCAACAGUAGAAACUGAAAAGUUCUCUGUGUACAAGAAGCCAAAACAAAGGAAGUCCAUCUUUGAUCCUGACACUUUCAAAAGACCACAGACUCCUCCCAAAGUGGACUAUCUCUCUCCUAAUCAGGUGUCAGGGCAUUCGCCUCAGCCCUCAAAAGCUGAAGUGGCUUCAACCCCUCCAACCCCUCCCAAGAGAAGUGACUCUAUUAAAUUUAAACAUAAACAGCAGACAAGUUCUGCCUCAGACUCUACGGUAACCACUGGAUCUCCGCCUACCAGCCCAGCUACAGCCCAGCCUCCAGCGUCCUUGGCACUUAAGCAAGACUCAGACACUCACAAGGGGCGCAGCAGGGCCACUGGGCAUUAUUACAGGGAGGAGGGGCUCGACUGUACUCAUCUGUCUUCAAGAAAAUCUUGUGAAGAUGACAUUGGCUUUCAAAGAGUUGAAGAGCCAGAGAUAAAAAGACCAAGACCAAAAUCAGCACCUGCUUUGAGACAUAAACUCACCCCCGUGCCCAUUCCUAAUCCUUCACUUCAGAUACAGAAAUACACUCCAGCCAGCGAAGAGCAUCUCUCACCGGAGCUCCGGGAGUGGGCGCCGUAUUCACCAAAACGUUCCACUAGGCACAGCGAUGGUUUUGUGUCUCCCUCCUUGUACGCUGGAGGCAUGUCAUCAGGUACUGUACCAAGAAGUUUAGCACCCUGUCCUGCAGUAACUGCUGUAAUGAGAAAUCCAGUUUAUACUGCUUGGAGCCACAGAGUUCAUGCCAACAAUUGCCCGUCAGUUGCCAGCCAAAUCUGCCAUCAGCACCUGCACCCUAGUGCUCAGCACCAAGGUCGCUUGAGUUUGGAUCUAAGUCACAAGCACUCCAGUGAUUAUUCUGAAAACUCACGGACGAGGGCAUCACAUGGUUCAAAUUCAUUACCAUCCAGUGCAAGACUUGGCUCUUCCAGCAACUUGCAGUACAGGACUGAAAGAAUUAAGAUCCCUUUAACCCCAAGGUAUCCAAGGUCCAUCAUGGGCUCCGACAGGGGUUCACUAUCACAUUCUGAAUGUAGCAGUCCCAGUCUGAUAACCCCUCCACAGUCACCACUGAACCUGGAAACCUCUUCUUUUGCCAGCAGCCAGUCACAGAACUCCCUUUCUACAUUACCUAGGAUUUCUAUUAGCCCUGUAUCAAUUGGAGAGCGUAGAAAAGAUAGGCCAUAUAUGGAAGAACCACGCCAUGUUAAAGUGCAAAAGGGUUCUGAGCCACUAGGGAUUUCCAUUGUGAGCGGAGAAAACGGUGGCAUAUUUGUGUCUAAAGUAACUGGUGGGAGCAUUGCCCAUCAAGCUGGCCUUGAAUAUGGUGAUCAGUUAUUGGAGUUUAAUGGAAUUAAUCUGAGAAAUGCAACAGAGCAACAGGCUCGACUGAUCAUUGGGCAGCAAUGUGACACCAUUACUAUUCUGGCUCAGUACAACCCCCAUAUGUAUCAACUUGGCAAUCACUCACGAUCGAGUUCUCGUUUAGAACCAGUGAGCAACCAUUCCACUCCUCAAGGCAGUGGGGCGGCAACCCCCGACAAUCAUUCCAUAAUUGAUACUGUGAGUGAACAGGAUGAAGGAACAAUGACACCUCCAUCCAAACAAACCACACCUACAACUAGUCCCCGGAAUUCCAUGAGGGUCCCCGUGGACACAAACAAGAGGACCCCAGAACCAAGAAAUGUUGUCAUUAAAAAAUCCCAAGUGGAGCUUGGAGUCCAGAUCUGUGGUGGAAACCUGUAUGGAAUAUUUGUGUCUGAUGUAGAAGAUGAUAGCCCAGCCAAAGGACCAGAAGGACUAGUUAUGGGAGACAUGAUACUUGAGUAUGGAUCUGUUGAUAUGCGAAAUAAAACAGCGGAGGAAGCCUACCUGGAAAUGAUGAAGCCAGGAGAAAAUAUUAGAGUAAAGACUCAGUACAGAAUAGAAGAAUUCAACAAGAUUAAAGAUUUACCUGGAGAUGGAUUCUAUAUCAGAGCACUUUAUGAUCGGCUGGCAGAGGUGGAGCAGGAUUUAAACUUUAAGAAGGAUGACAUUUUGUAUGUUGAUGAUACUCUACCACAGGGGAACUUUGGUUCCUGGAUGGCUUGGCAGCUGGAUGAGAAUGCUCAAAAGCUAGAGAGAGGACAGAUCCCCAGCAAAUAUAUGAUGGACCAGGAGUUUUAUAGGAGACACAGUAUGUCGGAGGCUAAAGAUGAAAACAGCUCCACUAAGACUUUGUCAGCAGCAGCUCGAAGAUCUUUCUUUAGAAGAAAGCAUAAACACAAGCGUAGCGGCUCCAAAGAUGGAAAGGAUUUACUGGCUCUCGAUACAAUCAGUACCGACUCCAUUCCUUUCUUGGAUGAUUCCGUGAGUCUGGCUUAUCAGCGUGUACAGAAGGUGGAAUGUACCUCUCCCAGACCUGUACUCAUUCUAGGACCAUUACUUGAUGCUGUGAAGGACAUGCUAGUCAAAGAAUCUCCUGGAAAGUUUUGCAGAUGUCCCCUUGAAGUGAUGAAAGCUUCCCAACAAGCCAUUGAACGGGGAGUGAAAGACUGUUUGUUUAUAGAUUACAAACGGAGGAGUGGACAUUUUGACGUGACAACGGUAGCUUCGAUAAAGGAGAUAACAGAGAAGGACUGUCAUUGUCUGUUGGACAUUGCUCCUCAUGCCAUUGAACGGCUCCACAGUGUUCAUAUCUACCCCAUUGUCAUCUUCAUUCGGUACAAAAAUGCAAAGCAAAUCAAAGAGCAAAAAGACCCAAUCUUUCUGAGGGACAAGGUUACACAAAAACAUUCCAAAGAACAAUUUGAGACCGCUCAAAAAAUAGAACAGGAAUAUAGCAAGUACUUUACAGGUAUUGUCCAGGGAGGAGCCCUUUCAAGCAUUUGCACUCAGAUUAUGACAACUGUUGAUCAAGAACAAAAUAAAGUCCUGUGGAUUCCAGCUGGCCCACUAUAGAUACUCUUCUUCAGAUGUACUUCACAUUUGGCUUUUUUCAUCCAAUGGAUACUAUCCAUUUAUAUCUGUAUAGAGAUAUAAAUGAUUGAUUUUUUUUUUCCAUGAAGGGGAGUGAUACACUGAAUUAAAAAAAUCCACAAGGUGUGUUGGAAGGGAUAGAUCACUUCAUCAGAAGAACUUGUAUCUUAUGGUGUGCUUUUAUACAGAACAGGAUGGUAUGACGUAGGUGUACUUUUUCAUAUGAGAUUUAUUUAGUGAUGCUGCGAAACAAAAACCCUUUAGAAUGACAAGUUUACAAAAACCUUUUCCAAGUAUUUGGUUGUUGCUGUUUACUUGAAUGUCUUUUUUUUUUUUAAGUUUGUUGCUUUUCCCCUAAACAAGGCAUAUCUCCAAAAUGGAGUGACGUUUCUGCAUAUGAAUGAAUGGUUGUGGGCAGUGUGAUUCUACCUUGUAUUUCUGACCAUUUCCAAAGCCGCUGUUGACAUAACUACCGGGUAAUCGCAUGGGUUUUGUGAAUGGUACCUUUUGGGAGUGAGCUCAGAAGGAAGUGCACUCCUCUACAGGGCCGACCACUGUUGAUAAAAUGCAAACAUUUGUCUGUCAUGGAUACUGUUUUUUUGUUUUUAUGCAUGGAUCGAAUAUUUAAACAUCAUAAUAUAUCAGAUCACUCUAAGCUUAA
Molecule: messenger RNA, 6844 nt
Organism: Pelodiscus sinensis (Chinese soft-shelled turtle)
Lineage: Eukaryota; Metazoa; Chordata; Testudines; Trionychidae
Source: RefSeq, a predicted model, not a curated record